AUGGAGUAUGAAGCAAGGGAAUUAGAGAAAAAGGCAGAGCAACUAAAUAAAAAAGGUUUUCUAUCGUCUUUUUUUGGAACGGAUAAUACGGAUGAAAUAAUAAAUUGUUACAGUUUAGCUGCGAAUAAAUAUAAACUCUCUCACAAAUGGAAAGAGGCAAGCUCUUGUAUUUUAAAAAAUGCGUUAUUACAUAAAAACAAUAACGAGACCAGCUAUUGCGCCAAUGCAUAUUUGGAAGCAGGGAACAUAGCCAAAAAAUACGAUAAAAUGGAGGCCGUGAAAUAUAUCGAAGAAGCCGUUAAUAUGUACGCAGCUAUUGGCCGGUUUUCCAACUGCGGAAAAUGCGAGAAAAAUAUUGCAGAGAUAUACGAAGACUUAUAUGAUUAUAAUAACGCAUUGGAAUAUUACAAAAAAGCGGCUUAUUAUUUUGAAAUGGACGAGUAUUCAAAGUCAAUAUAUACCCAGUGCAUUGUGAAAUAUGCCGAGUUAAAUUCGCAGUAUAAUUACGAAUAUGAGGAAGCCAUAUCAAUAUUCGAAAAGGAAGCGGAAAAGGCCCUGAAAAGUACACUGUUGCAGUAUGGCGCUAGGGAUUACUACAUAAAAGCAGGAAUUUUACAUAUUGUCACUGGAGAUUUAGUUAAUGCAAAAAUUUCCAUAGAUAAAUAUUGUAUGAACGAUCCGCGUUUUUUAAAUUCGAGAGAAAAGAAAUUUUUGGAUAAUAUUAUGGAAGCAGUUACAGAACAGAAUAUAGAAGAUUUUGAAGAAAUUGUUCAUGAAUAUGAUCGAAUAACCAAAUUGGAUAACUGGAAAAUUCAUUUUCUUUAUAAAAUAAAAGCAAAGUUAAGUGUUGAACCGAAUGUUGAAUUAACAGCAGAUGGUGUCGUAGAUUUAACUUAA
This is a messenger RNA of Plasmodium malariae, 897 nucleotides long. RefSeq names its product soluble NSF attachment protein (SNAP), putative. The coding region runs from base 1 to 897 and encodes 298 amino acids. The record is from RefSeq and is a predicted model, not a curated record. The transcript has 5 exons. Gene Ontology annotation, molecular function: soluble NSF attachment protein activity; syntaxin binding. Gene Ontology annotation, cellular component: SNARE complex; vacuolar membrane. Lineage: Eukaryota; Apicomplexa; Aconoidasida; Haemosporida; Plasmodiidae. Gene Ontology annotation, biological process: SNARE complex disassembly; intracellular protein transport.